GGUCGAGUCAGAGCUGAUGGCACCGAGAGCAUUUUAGUACGCAUGCCAUGCCCGAGCAGCCUCAAACGAGUCGUACAGACUCGUGGAAGCAUACCAAAGCGUCGAAUAAUCAGCAUCUUGUGCAGCUUCUCGAGGACAGUCUGAAGAAGGAAGACCGCCGCCUGGCGCGGCUGAUGGCUGCAUCCAACCCCAGUCAAAAGAAGCGACUGGAAAUGUACUUUAACGUCGAGCGGGAUCGCGAGCGGAAGCUGUUUGAGCUCGUGAAACACGACCACGACGCUGCGCUGCGGAUUAAAGUCCGAGCGUCAGCAUCAUGCAUAAGCAAUCCCAUGACCGCCGACUCGUCCAAGUUGAGUUCCACAAAAAAGAUGCGCUCGUCGUCCCUCCGUGGAGACACCAACCAAGCUGGUUCUCAUGAAAGGGUGCCAACUUCCCACUGUCCCAUCAAGCAAGGUUGUCUCUGGUCCCCACCGCCUUUGCGCGAGUUGGCUCCACUUCUAACAUCCAUGCACAGAGAGGGCCCUUCCACAGCGUGCUCGACUGAAACCGUUGCCUGCCAGCACACUGACUUCUCGCGAGAGGGCCUCCACUCCCGCCCAAGACGAGGCUUUUCGCGCAUAUGUGGCACAGAAGCUCGAGAGCGCCCCGAAACGAAAGCCCCACACGCCCAAAGGUUUGCUAACGGCAGACAAAAUCCACGAGAACACCUCGCGGCUCUCCACAGAGACGCUGCUCCAUGAAAAAUGCCAUCUCCUCAAGAAACUGCACCAAAUUGUUGUCCAUCAACAGCGGAUGCUCGAAGACGAUCAAGUGACGGUGCGGUCGUCGGUGUCGAGCUUCCAGUCCCUGCCCUCGAACACCACCGUCGACUGCACCUACGUGCCGUUCACAUCCACAACGUAAUACCCAGACGAAUUUGGUGGAAGCGUCAGUAUUGGAAUAACAGAACCAAGUCGAUGGGAUGGCCCCAAGGGCCCAGGAAUAGCCGAGUCGAAUGCAGACGUGAAAACGCGAUAACCACACCACAAGCUGACACUGCUAAGGCAAGCAACGGUGCUAUUCCUCCUGCUUCUUGGGCGGGGGCCCGCAUGGCUGAAUCAUUUUCUAACGACGUAAGAGAAAUUCAAAACAUGUCGG
Molecule: messenger RNA, 1137 nt
Organism: Aphanomyces invadans
Lineage: Eukaryota; Oomycota; Saprolegniomycetes; Saprolegniales; Verrucalvaceae
Exons: 4
Coding region: 48-740 (230 amino acids)
Source: RefSeq, a predicted model, not a curated record